CUGGUUCAACAAAGCCGCAAACGCGGUCCCACACCCGCUACUCGCUCGCGUCGGUCGGGAAGGCGUUGGGCAUGAACAAGGACAGCAGCAAGGACACAGCGACCGACAAAUCCGCUAAGCGAUCCAAAGAAACAGCUGCAAGACGUUCUAGCGUGACCGCUCCUACUUCUUCUUCCCGGGGCAGGGCCUCGGUAGGCGAGAAAUCGGCUGCGACGAACCCCCCCACUGCGACCGCACCCACCACUCGCGCCUCGCGCAGACAAUCUGCAUUACCCACUCCUACUCUCGAAACACCAUCGGAAGACAGUGCGACUCCGACUGCUAAGGAUGCCCCGACCCCACCUAUGACUAGGGCUGCUAGUCUUCGUCCCCGAAAGGCUGGUAACCCAUCCGCGCUACCCAAGUAUCGACCGAGAUCUGUCCAUCUCGAGCAGGCUUUGAAGAAGCCACCCGCGGCUUCGCCUCAGAAAUCGUCCAGACGCAAACUCAGCAGCUCGGAGGAGUCCUGGGAGGAGCUGGAGGACGAGAAGAAGGGGAAGAAAGUGACCAAGUCGGACGACGAAUCGUCCGAGGCAAUCCCAGAUAAGGCGGCGAGGCCUAUCAGUCCACCCUCCGGUCGUGCUCCCAAGACCAGUGUCAACAUCACCCUCUCUCCCUCUCCUUCAGUCAACAAGGUCCAAAUCCCUCGCAGAGACUCACCCAAUGGUCCUCCCGUCAAAGCCACAACAAAGAAGUCGUCAACACCGACACCGCAAUCUCCUCCUUCGGGCCCUGCUCGUCCCCCAUCCUCUUCAUCGUCCUCCAGCUCCGUUCGCUCUCCGCGCUCUCCCCAGACCCCGACCGCUGCUCGCGCCGCCAAAUCCAAGGCCGUUCCAAUUGAUACGAGCGUCGGGAAGGGCAGUCCUCUGCGCCAUGCGGUCAAGGGCUCGCAUGAUUCAGGCCAUCGUCAGAAGGCCGGAUCAGCCACUCCUACCUCUAUGAGGUCUAUCUUCAACGAAGGCAACAGCCUCGAAAGUAUCGAUGCCGCCGAUGUCGAAUACAUGCUCGGUUCAGGCGCCUCUCCUACCGCACCUACCCCCGCCGUUCCCCGUAUCCGCAAGGGUCGGACCCCCGACGAGGUUCCCCAGACACCUUCUCGUCAAGGUUCCACUCUUCCCUCCCGUCAAAACAUGUCGUAUCUAUCUCCCAUGCCUCCUACCCGCGAUGACUCUCCAUCGAAGAGAUCGUUACGUCCAGCAGGCAACGAUCGUGGCUCACUCCUCUCGUGGGAUCAGCUUGUGGCGGUUGGAGAUAUGACACUAGGUGAAGGCGAAGCGGAUAGCAUGAUCGCAGACAUGGCCGCACCGUUCUCGGGCCCUUCCUCUCCCGCCCUCAGCACCAUCUCUCUCCCUGAAUGCGACAGCCCCUCCCUGAGCACGAUGCCCUCUCCCGCAGGCUACGGUUCCAUCUCCCAGAUCCUGUUACCCGAAGUCACACCCUCGCCAGCGAAACACGCCUUCGGGACGCCAGGCAGGAUCCGUGGCAACGGCAACGAGGGCGGAAUGGCUACGAUGCUUAAACUUCAGCUGGCUUCUAUGGAACAGAUCGCGAAGGAACGGCUCGGGCAGAUCCAGGCUUUGGAACAACAGCUCCAAUCCGCAAAACAAGCCCGUUUGCACGAAACGACUGAGCUCGCUCGUCAGAUGGCGUUACUAGAGGAACAAACGCGACAUGCACUUGAGGCUCGUGAUCGCGCGUCGGAGGACCAGGCUGGGAAUAUCGUUGCAUUGGAGGAACAGCUCGAUGUCGCUAUAUCUGUUCGGGAGCAGGCGGUGAAGAAUGCGGCGAAGAGGGCCGCUGAGAACGCGGAGAAGGAGAGGGAUAAGACGGCUAGAGCUGAGGCGAGGAAGAAGGAUAUGUUCUGUGCUGCGAAGGGGGCGGAGAUGGGCUGGGGGAGUGUGAAGGAUGUGGCGAUGGGGGAGGUUGAGUUCGUGAAGGCGAGCAGGGAGAUGUUGGGUGUGCUUUUGGCGGGGUUGGAGGUCAGUCGGAUGCAUAUUGUUGCUGCUCCAUUAUCGAAGUGAUAUAGUCACUUUCUCAUGUUAUUAUGCCUGUUGCCAUGCCCAUAUGCCUAUCUUAACGAUCUUCGCCCAUGUCUAAAUGCCUAUAUUGUUUUGCUCUCUCUUUCUCUCUUAUCUCUUUCUUUUCCAUUCUUCAUCUAUUCUUGUCCCCACAUUGUUAUAUCAUCACACUCGUUCGUUUUGCUUCGAUCUCUCUCUCCCACUCAUCACUUGCUCGGUACAUCAUCAUACCCACAGCUACCACAUCCACGUCCGUCGACUAGACAUCAUCGCCUGGUCUUUGUAACAUAUUGUAUAACUAUCCUAGCCAGCCAAUAGGCGGUAGCGG
Molecule: messenger RNA, 2385 nt
Organism: Stereum hirsutum FP-91666 SS1
Lineage: Eukaryota; Fungi; Basidiomycota; Agaricomycetes; Russulales; Stereaceae
Exons: 2
Coding region: 72-2060 (662 amino acids)
Source: RefSeq, a predicted model, not a curated record